CCGCUUUGCACCGAGGGCUUUCAAGAGAGUGGUGAAGGCAGCAGGAGGGCAUCGUGGCCCCAGCCCGGGGAGUGGCACUCCCCGCAGGGAGUGUUGGGGAAGGCGCUGAGGGCGGUGUAGGAGCGCCGCUGCCAGGCACAGAUCAAUGGUGUGUAGUGUGGGACCAAACACGCUGCCGCCGCCGCCGCUGCUGCUGCUGCACCAACCUCGCUGCUCCACUGAGCCUCCAUCUCCUUCUCUCUCUUGUCACUCGUCGCCUUCGCCGCCGUGGCUGCCGUCGUCGUCACCUUCACACUGGACAAGUGUAGCAGCAGAUGGUGGUGAGAAUGUUAACUCGGGUUGGCAAACUUGGCAGGAUGUGAGCGUAGAGUGUUGUGCGGCGGUGUGAGUGUGGCUGGCUGGCUGGCCCGCCCAGAGACAUGCCGCCACGCAGUCAAGGUGGCGGCCCACCCUUGUAUUGUUGACGUGUUCCUGCGGGUGUCACCAGCACCCAAGCACCCACAGUCAAUACCCAGGUGUCUACUCCACCUUAACUCGGUCACCUGUGCCGCCAAGACAUGCAGACAUAGCCUGUGACUGGCGGUUUGUAAGGGGCGCCCCGCUCCGCCUCCCCACAUGGGUACCAGGCACCAGGCAAGCACAAAGUCCAGCUGAGCAUCACAUAAACCUUUACCGGUGCUCCUUCUCCUCUUUCCUACCAUUUUGCAACCUAUUCACUCCUGCCCACAGCCUGGGCACGAGAUGGACAUCAUAGGCGACACUGAGCGUAAGAUCACACACGCCAGGGUUGUGGUAGUGGAAGGUGUUAGUGCGUGCAGGUGGCGCUGAUGAUGAAUUAGUCAAAGUCGACUUGCGUUGACAGAGCACGAUUUUCAAGACGUGUCGAGUCGGUGGCCUGCAUUCCAGGAUCUGUGCCUCUCAGCUAAACACCAAAUUUGUCUUUCUCGUGCAUAGUUCCUUUUGUUCUUUAACACGGUAUUCAGUGCUGGUUUAAUUGUUAUCUUAAAGCAAAAUGAAGAAAAGUGGCUGGGAUGUGUCAUUCUAUACCGUGUGUCUCAGUGAUGUUCUUGGUCAUGCCAAGCCCUCGAGGCACCUACACAAUAUUCCCAUUGUCCAGAUCUUAGUUGUUGAGUUAGAAUAUUCGUGGCUUGUGUGAGUGAUCGUGCAGCAGCUGUGAUGGCUGUUACUGUAUGGUGCGUCAGUUUGAGGAGUGAACCGCGGCCACCACCACUUGUCUGUCAGUUGUCGUGGAACGUAAACAGUGCUCAGUAAGUAGUAUUUAAUCAGUGAAUUGUCAUGAAACGUAACAGUGCUCAGUAAGUGGUGUUAACCAGUGAAUUGUCAUGAAACGUAACAGUGCUCAGUAAGUGGUGUUAAUCAGUGAAUUGUCAUGAAACGUAACAAUGCUCAGUAAGUGGUAUUUAAUAACAAUGCUCAGUAAAUGGUAUUUAAUCAGUGAGUUGCCAUGAAGCGUAAACAAUGCUCAGUAACUGGUGUUCAAUUGGUGAGUUGCCAUGAAGCGUAAACAUUGUCCAAGUAAGUGGCGCUUCACCAGUGUGAGUUGCCGUGGAGUGUAAACAAUGCCCAUCUACUCGAGCAACACGGACGUGGCUGGGUACGAGACCCUCAGCACUCGUCGCCGACACAAUCCCUUCCACCGUCAAGGGGGUCCGGAGAAAAAUGAUCCCCAUCGGUUUGUGGAAGGGAUGAGCUUCAAGGGCAAACUAAUUGGAGUGCUAGAGGUCUCUGAAGCACGAGGUGACCGCAUGUGCCAAGAGGCAUUAGCAGAACUCAAGAUGGCUGUCCGGGCUGCUGGAGAACAUAAACAAAGAAUUGUCAUUAAUGUAGCCAUGGACGGGAUCAGAUUACGGGAUGAGAGAUCAAGUGACUGCCUGUACCACCAUCCAGUGCACAAAAUCUCCUUCAUCGCCCAGGAUAUGACAGACACUCGGGCUUUUGGCUAUAUUUUUGGCUCUCCUGAUGCUGGCCACAAGUUCUUUGGCAUUAAGACAGAGAAAGCAGCGAGCCAAGUGGUUAUAGCCAUGCGCGAUUUGUUCCAGGCUGUAUUUGAGAUGAAGAAGAAGGAAAUAGAGAAGGCCAGGUCACAGUUGGAGGAGGGCAGAGACAGAGGAGAGUUCAGGGACCCUUCAUUUGGCGGGUUGUUCGGCAGCAAUGGGGACAGUGGAAUAGUGAGUGCCAGUCUGACAAGUGGGGCCGGGGGGGCUAUUGCUGACUUGCUAGAUCUUCAAAGUGAACUGAGCUCCCUUCAGAAGGGGCUCACGGAAAUCAGCCAGCAGCGUGCUCAACAGAACCAGAAGGAGGGUGAGCAGUUUGACCCCUUUGGUGAUUCCUUCAAGCCCACAUUUCCCCCACCCGACACAAGCAAGCCUAGAAUUACAGCAAGUACAGCACCCACGCCUGCCCCCUUGGCUCCUCCUCCUGUGUCUGGUAGAACUAGGCAUGACUCACACCAUGGGUCUCAGCAGCAACAGACUUCUGCUUCAGGGGGCUCAGAGCAGAAAGGCAGUCAAGAGUUUGGAAAGUUCCCUGUAACUUUUCCAGAUGUGUCAAAGUCUCCCCCGCCAGCUCAAAAUGAACCUGCAAAGCAAGUGUCAAAAGCAGGGGAGUCACAGGAAGACAGAUAUGCGGCUUUCAAAGAAUUCAGAACUGUGAAUAAUGGAUCAUUUAAUGAUUUUAGUGAUGCAAGGUUUUGUGAAGGACAAGAAUCUCAAGCCAGUGGUGCAUCUAGUCUUCACCAGGCAGAUGACUUUGAUGCACAGUGGAUACAAGCUGAUUUCCCUGAUGCAGCACUUCCUGGCAGUAAAGAAACUCAAUACGAUGUAUUUACUGACCUAGAUCCACUUGGUACAGGAAAAAAUCGUCCUUAUGUUGACAAGCGAGAUUUCUUUAGUGAUAUGCGCAAGCCAGUGAGACGUGUUUUACGAGAGUUGGGAGAUGGAGAGGCAUCUGCCCCAUGCUCUCCGCGAACUCAGCCAGGAAUGAUUCCCCCUGAGGUUUCUGCAUUGGUAGCCUCAACAUCUCUCUAUGCUACUACACCCAGAUCUAUUUGUGUAACAGCCUCAAGACAUUCAGCAUCAACAAACAUUACUCCUGUUCAUUGUACCUCUAUGCCUUCUCAUUCCUUUACAGAGUCCUUUAGUCCUCCUGACUCUUUUGGGCAGGAGGACUUUCGUUUCCACCAAGCUUCAGAAAAGGAUUUCUAUGAGGCUUCUAAUUUUUCAUCCUCAGGAUUUGCUGAUUUUAAUACUUUCCCAAAUGAUUCACCUAGAAGCCAAAGGUCAGAGAUGUCAAGCAGCAUACCAGAUGAGCCUCCUCCACCACUGCCAUGUGGGCCAUUAACUGUAGCUCUGCCUCCUGAAUCAUUCCGAGAUAGUCCACCACCAUUUUCUCCACCUCCAGUACCAAGGUCUCCUGCAAGAAUGGCCUCAGGUCCUGGAUCUCCACAACUGCCCCAUCCCCAUCAUUCCCCUGUUCCCCAGACUCGUUUAAGCAAACAAAUCAUGGUUGCAACCUCUUCGCUAAGUCCCAAAACUCUGCCACGGAGCCAUAAGUUUAGAAAACAAUCAAGCUUUGAAAGUGAGUGGGACAUGGGAGACAUGGGACAUUCUCGUGGGUUUACUAGUGGUGAGCUGACUCCUCCAACUCCUCCUCAGUUGCAAAGUGAAGGAGGCCUCAGUCCUAGGCCCAGACCAAGAUCAUAUCUAUCAAAACAGUUGAGUGCUAGUUCUGCAACUUUGUCUUUAAGACCUUCUCAUAGCCGGUUCAGUGAUGUUGAGCAGUUCUCUUCUCCAGAAGUAGAGAGUAGACCUUUUCCUACAGAUGAACUUAACCUCAGUUAUGAAGAAGCCCCCAAGCCACCACCCAGACCAGCCCAUAUUGAGCCACCACCUCUUCCACCAAAGAGGCAACCUACUCAUGUUUCCUUACGGCCACCUCCACGUCCACCUCCAACAUCAGAUGCACAUUAUAAUUAUAUAAAUGAGUAUGAUUCCUCCCCUGAAGAAGCUAAUACUCCACCCAUUCCAAUCCCUGCCAGGAAACCGCGCUACCCUGAUUCUGCUUCUCAACCUGCAUUUAUCCCAAGCCGAUGUACCAAGCCUUCUCACCCUGACAAUUUUCAAUUUCCGAAACCGAGUGUUAGUCCCACUCAUGAGUUAACAGGAGCUGUACCUAAAAGUUCAAGAGAAUCUACCCCAAGUAAGUUAUCAACUCCUGGGAAAUCCCCUAAACUUAUUCCAAAGAGCAAUGUAUCAGUUGACCUUGCUAACACAAGCCUAGACCAACUAGCAGCUAGUUUAGAUAUGCCAGUGGAACAGUUAGCAAGGAUGACAGUAGUGGAGCUAGCAGCUUGUUUGGCUCAGCUCCAGCUGAGGCAAGGAGGAGAUUUAGAGGAUCAGGCCAAAGGAGACAUACAAACACACGGGGUGCCACCAGAGAAACCUGGUCGGAGAUCUAAGGGUCCCAGCAGAGAUCAAAGCAAAGAACGAUUUGCAUUUAGUGAGGAUGAAAUGUUUGCUGAAUUUGAUGCCCAAUUCCCAAAGAGUCCCGUAGAGCCUCCAGAGUUCAGUGAAAGUAGUGAUCAGCAUGUGACACAUGCUGUGGGAGCACCAGUUAGUGAAGAUAGAUAUGCAGUAUUCCGGGAACUGACAACUGUUACAAAACAGAAAUCUGUAUUUGAUGAAAAUUUCUUGACCCCUCAAAAUUCAAUGGAGGAAGAAGUUUCAGAGGUUUCAUCAGGCACCUUUAAAGCAAAUUUUGAUGGUGAUCUUCGACAUGAUUCCCUGGAACAUAAGUCUUCCUUAAGUGAUGAUGGGGAUGCUGCAGAGCUGGAGAAAGAUAAAGAAUGGCAUCCUCCAAAUCAUGACCUUGAGUGUGUUACAGUUUUCAGAAGUCCUGAAAUUAGUGAAUACGAUAACUUUGAACCUGCCUUUGAUGCAAAGUUUGAUGAUGAUUUCUCAGCUGCCACAAUGAGUGAAAAAAGCCUCACUCCAGUGAACUCUCCGUCACAUCAGACGCAGCCAAGUCCAAGACCUCACAGGCAACAGAUUGAUACCCAGAAAUCGCCUUUUACAGAUGAUUUCAGUGCCUCUUGUCACACUGGUGGUAGUUCAUCUAGGCAGACAUCUGGUAGAAGAACUAGGCCUGAAUCUGAAACAUCCUUUGCAAGCUUUGAUGAUAAUUUUGUUCCCUCAUCUUCUGAUGUAGAAAAGUAUUCAAAUUUCCAAGAUUUGUCAAGCAGCGAACAAAUCUCAAGGCAAAAUUCUCUAAGAUCUCCCUUUACUGAUAAUUUUGUAGACUCAAAGAGAAUGGAGCAGGUUGAUGACAGUGGCUUUGCUUCAAGUUUUGGUGAUAAUACCGAUAAGUUUGAUGAUCCAUUUACUACUGUUGAGUCCAAGCCUCGGAGCUCCUCAAGAAGUAGUAUUGACAAUGUAACUAAAACCCCAAUUGAUAGAGAAAACUCACUUCAACCGCCAGCAGAUACCUCAACUUGUAAACGAAAAAGUCCAUUUGAUGAUGAUUUCACUAAUCGAGGUGAUCGAUAUGAGGUUCUAAAGGAAGUGGAGAGUGAAAGAGAACCAUCACUGGAAGGUGAGGUCAGUCGUCUCACAAGGCAAGGCGAUCCAAGGGCUUCACCAUUUGAUGAUUCCUGGCAUGGAUCUCAUAGGAAUACUCCAUAUGAUGACCAAAAAUCAAUUGGUUCAUUACAUUCCAUUCAUGAAGAAAAUAGAAACAUUUCUCAUGAAUCUCCAUUUGAUGAUGAUUUUAAUCAGGAUUCCCGGAAAGCAUCAGUAGAUCAUGGACGACUUUCCCGUUCAGGCUCUGAAAAUAGAAAGUCUCCAUUUGGUGACAGUUUCACUCCUCCAACUUCUACAAGACCGCAUAGGAACCGUGUUCCAUCGCGACUUAGUGUGGGAAGUGAAGGAAGUGAUGUUAGACAUUCCCCAUUUGAGGAUAAUUUUAGUUCAAUAAUUGGUAGUGUAGCUGAAGAAGUGAAUUUUGAUACUGCAUUUCCCAGCCUUCCACAGGACAGUCCCACAACAAGUGAAGCUGCGGAAAGUGAUCCAUUUAGCGUCAAGCUUAGUAAGGUACAAGUUAAAGCAGAAGGUAGUGAAAGUGAAAUGCAAUUUGCUGACUUUGAGAAUGCUUUUCAACAAAAUGAUAAUGAGGAGGGUAGCGAACAAUCCACCCAGAACCAAACUGAUGGUACUCCUGGAAGGACCCCUGUACCAAGUGAAGAUGCUGUUCUUGAUGAUGUUUUUCCCAGCGAAGAGGCAGAGUUCAAGAUCACUGCUCGUUAUGUUGCUCCUACCGCAGAUAUGAAAAAGUCAGAUUCAGUGAGCAUCUUCCGUCGUAACAGUGAUCCCUUUGCUGAUGACUUUUUCUCUGCAGAAAAUGAAAUCAAUAUUACUGCACCAUCUGGUAAAACUGAUGCUGACCCCUUCUGGGAAGAACCUUUUGAUAAUUUUAGCUUCCCAAAAGAGCAGUGAAAAUUAUCUUAUACAAAGCACCAAUGUUCAGGACAGUUUGUAGAUGAAAUAUACACUAUAUAAGUGUACUGUGAGAAAUAAAAUUUAGCAUUGAAUAGAAAGCUCAAAGAUUCCAUGAAAAUUUGAACAGAUGUGUUUAACAACAAACAAUUAAAUUGACUACUUUAAUGGAAAUUGUCAUAGACAUGCCCAUUGUACCCAUUUUUAGUUUGCCUUUAUUUUUUAUUGUUAAUAUUUAAAGUUAUAGAUAAUAAGCAUAAGUAUCAAAACUGGUUACAUAAGAAAAAUGGAAUCUUUAUUGUAUCUGCUUACACAAUGAAUGCAGAGCUAAUGUUGCAAUAUUGUUUGCACCUCUGCUAAUAUUUACUUGUGUUUGCUUAUUACCAAAUACUUUAGGGUAUCUGUAAACAACAUGGAAGACAAAAGAUCUUUCAAGAAGUAGGAUUUUAAAAAGUAUGAAAUUAAUCAGUUGAGAGGUAAUGUAAGUUUAAAGAAAUUCUUUUACAUCAUUCUAAGGUAUUUUCUACUUAUUAGUGAGAUGAAUCAAUGAUGAUAAUGAAGAGACCUGAUACCAACACCGAAAGAAUUUCUUUGAACAGGGAGUAUAUGCUAUUUUUAACAAGCUGUGAUCUGUCUGUUUUAUGCUGUACUCAGUGUACUUUCUUAAGCUAUUUACUGUAUUGUCAUGACAUGCUGCAGAAUAAGAGGAAAUUCUAAACAUCUUUGUUUAGAAACUCACAUGCCUCAUUUACACAUUUAUUGCCAGAGAUGAAGUGAUAUAAUGUAAUCUGUGUAGAAGAUGUACAAGAGUUCUUUCAUUCCCCAGUGUUUUUAUGUAAAUGUGUAACGGAUAUAUUGUUCAUACUGUAUAUUUUUCAAGCGCUUAAGCUCAGCCACUUCAUGUGACAGAAUUUUUUAUCACAUUCCCAACCAAUUAUUACAGAUGUUUCAACCAGUGGUGAAAAAGAGUAAGUUUGGAAUGGUCCAAUUAUUUGGUAAGUUUUAGUUAUAACUCAUAUUGACUGAAUUAGGUAUGCACCACAUGGACAAGGCCAGUCUGAGAAGGCUACUGAUAUACCCACCGAGUAUGUUUUUGGUUUGUUUCAUAAACCAGUAUGAUGAGUAUUAUAAGUAGCCUAUAAUGCUUUAUUUCUGAUAUUGGUCACAACUUGGGCCAAAGAGAAAGGUUCACAUGAAUAUUAUUGUAGUUAUUCAUUGUUUAACACAGUCAGAUGCCAUAUUUCAUGCAAUGAGAGACAGUUUGAAAUUGAUUGUGUUGUUGGUCACAAUAUAACAUGGUGUGUGAUUUAUGAUGUGAGUUUAGCAGAGUAGCAGAUUCUAAUGUCACAAUGUGAGAUAGAUAAUAUACUUUUUUAUAAAAGAAUUUGACCACUGUAUGUAAUGGACUUAUUUAUUUAUUAAUUUUAACUUACAGAAUCUCAUUGAGCCAUCUGUACCUUUGCCAUAUAGACAUACAGUGGUCCCUCAAUUAACGAACGGUUCAAUUAACAAAAUUUUGCUUAACGGAUUAGCUCCCAUAAGGAUUUUCAGUUCCAUUAAUGAAUAAAACUUCGAUUAACGACAGCCUUACGAGAAACACGCCUUGGUGUGCGCAUCAGCUGAUCGGCUAGUCCGCCAAUACAGUAAUUGGUUCUUUGUUUACAUUCGUUUCCAGUGGAAUAAAUGUCAAGCAAGUUGUGCUCUUGAAUAUUUUUGCAUUUUUUAUAUUAAAAUUAUUGGUCAUUCUGAAAUUUACCUCACAUAUUGAUAAUAUAUACAGUACAGGGAACAGUUUUUGUCAGCACUCCAGCUGAUCGAUUCGCCCACCAACGCUUCUUGGUUUAACUUUGUUUACAGUGGAGUGAACAGCCAGUUUGUUGGUCUUCAAUAUUUUUGCAUUUUUACAUUAAAAUUAAUUGUCAUUCUGAAAUUAGUUAACUUAUUGAUAAUAUACAGUGCAGAAAUUAUUAUGAAACAUGAAGAAGGCAUUAGAACCAAUGCACUCUGUAAAGAAUAUGGCAUGUCAUCAUCGACUGCCUCUACAAUCAGCUGUUUGAUAUAUAAACAAAGCUGCCUUGGAAUACAACAUACGCACCUCAAAGUAAAUUAAAAUACAGUAUAGUAUUCUAUUGUUUUUUAUUUAUUAUUGUACAGUAUACUGUACAGUACAGUACUGUAUUUAGUUUAUAUUUAAAGUUUUGUUAAUUCUAUUACCAGUAUACAAUACUUUGUGUGUAUACUUUUUCUGUGAGUUGGAACCAAUUACCCAAUAUCCCAUUGAAAUAAUAGAUUCAGUUAAUGAAAUUUUUGGUUAACAAACGAUUCUGUGGAACCAAUUGUGUUCAUUAAUCGAGGGACCACUGUAUUUGGUUUUUAAUGUUACUUUUACAAAUUUUACUGGUAUUGACUUAAAUACGUAUCAUGUAUCUCAUUUUAUUAUUAUUUGAUUAAAAUACACUGUGCAAGACAUUUAUAAAACCAGUAUUGAUAUCUUCAAAAAUUAUUACAAGGAGCAAAACACAUUUUUAGGGAAUGGAUUAAGCUAUCACUAUUUUAUGGUCUCCUUCUUAUCCAGGUGGAUGAUAAUGUGAUGAUUCCCCUCUCAUAAAUCUCAAGACAUAAACUCAGAAUAUUAUUACACAAAAUCUUAAUGAUGUAGGAAUUGUGUUUUUUGUGCAUGUUUAUUUCAUGAUAUGUGCAUGCAUGACAUGUAAAGGAAGCAUAAACAAAUGAAUUUAGACAUAAAUCCUUAAUAACUGGACACAGUAUGUGUGAGCUGUGGAUAAAAAAUUUUGUGUAAUAAAUAUUAAGAUGAACAAGGACACUGAGCAAUCCUCCUCAUAUCUCCUUGUAAAUGGAAACUAAGUAUCUGACUUUUUUAACAAUUACUCAAAUACUGUUGAAACUUGACAAUGGUUUUAUUUUAAUUAUCCUCACUGACUCGUAUGAUAUUUCAAGAAAAUUACUUCGACCCACCAUGGCAAUGAAGUAUUGUUCCACUUAUCGGCAGGAGAGUUGGGCAAUUGAGGGUCUGCCCUGAUCAGUAAGACUGUUAUGGUAACCAAAACUUAGAACCCUAAACUGCUCAGGCUUCUGAUACUCUGUACUCCUCACUCAUGAACGUAUGUUCCAUGAUGAAGGAGUUCAUUUUUAUAACCAUGUCUAAAGAUAGAUUAUUAAUUUAUUAUAUAGUUUCUGUACAAAUAUUGUAACUCAAGUAAUAGUAAUAACAAUAACAAGUUA
Molecule: messenger RNA, 9752 nt
Organism: Homarus americanus (American lobster)
Lineage: Eukaryota; Metazoa; Arthropoda; Malacostraca; Decapoda; Nephropidae
Gene: Dab
Product: protein disabled-like
Exons: 6
Coding region: 1581-6509 (1642 amino acids)
Source: RefSeq, a predicted model, not a curated record